Babesia microti strain RI is the source of this 1116-nucleotide messenger RNA. RefSeq lists its product as hypothetical. The coding region runs from base 1 to 1116 and encodes 371 amino acids. Gene Ontology annotation, molecular function: acyltransferase activity, acyl groups converted into alkyl on transfer. NCBI's taxonomy places the organism in Eukaryota, Apicomplexa, Aconoidasida, Piroplasmida, Babesiidae. The transcript has 6 exons. Gene Ontology annotation, biological process: tricarboxylic acid cycle. The record is from RefSeq and is a predicted model, not a curated record.
AUGUACAGAAGCAGUCUAAGGCUUACUAAAAUAGAUACCUCAGCCAUUGACCACGGUUUACUCGUAUCAGCUGAGUCUAAGAUUUAUCUCUCUGGUAAAGUACCCCGUUACUAUGGACACAAAGUGUCAAAAUUAUCUCGUAUGUAUACCGUGUUAGAUGUUGCACAUUUGUUAUUUGUUGGAAAAAUUCCAGACACUGAUCAAUCUAUACAAUUUUCUUGCGAAUUCAGUACGAAUUUAUCUAGAUAUUAUAAACAAUUUGUCGAUGAAUACUGUCACAUAUACAAUUCUGGAUUGCAUCCAUCGAGUACUUUGGGCAUAGUAUUAAAAUUAGGCUCAAUUCAGUUGAUAAAUACAAAUAAUUUGUGGGAUCCAAUAUUACAUUAUGGAUUCUGCACUUCAAUAUUGUCAAAUUAUCGCAAGUAUCACAAUAAAGUUACACAUAAACAAGAUAAAAUACUUGAUACCCCUCAGUGUUAUAAUGAAAUAUUGUGUGAUUUAUUUGUUUCAGGUGGAAAUAUCAUUUCAGAGUUUCAGUUGAAGUUGCUACAUUCGUUACUAAUUGUUUAUGCGGAUCACGGAUUUUCUACUCCUACCUAUAUCUCACGACUUGCUAUAUCGGAACAAAAUAAUUUAACUACAUCGAUAGCAACUGCUGCUCUUUGUCAUGAAUCUCUAAACCCAAUGAUUGAAUAUCACGAAUUCUCUAGAUUUGUAAACGACAAUCCUGAUUUUAUUAAGGGAAUUCACGAUUUUGAUGUAAGCGAUAAUGGAUUACCCCGCUUGCUAAGUUCUUGUCAAUCAUCCUUCUUGGAUCCAAGGAAUUGCAUUUUAAUGCAAUUAUGGCAUAAUUCAAGGCUCAAAAGCUUGGUAGAGAAAUUGAUUGAAAAAUUAAAACCCAGGCACUACUUAAAGAGCGAUUUUAUCCUGCUUAUGAUUCUACAGGAUAUUUAUUCGCAACUAGGAAAUGAAGGCUUAAUAGACCUUCAUUUGUUUCAAACAUUUAUCACUCUAGCUAGGGUUCCUGGUUGGAUAAGCCAUUGUUUGGAACAAAGGAACGUUGGUAGGAGGAUUGAACAUGUCCAUGCCUAUGUUGGUCCUAUAGUUGAUGAUUAG